Messenger RNA from Pelodiscus sinensis (Chinese soft-shelled turtle), 3645 nucleotides. NCBI's taxonomy places the organism in Eukaryota, Metazoa, Chordata, Testudines, Trionychidae. The record is from RefSeq and is a predicted model, not a curated record.
CCGGGUCUGGGUUUGACUGACGGGCGUUCGAUCCGGAUCAGAACGUCCCAGGGGAGGACAAAGCGGAGUCCCCGCUUCCCUUCUCCCCCGCCCGCGUCUCUGCUGGCGAGCAGCUGAGAGUGACGAGCGGGAAAUGCCCAAGGGGUGGGGCGAAGGGGACCUCGUACAGCGGCAGAUGUAGCAAUCGGUCCCGCGCCGCUUCACUUCUGCCGGGAAGCCGCGGCGGGGGCCGGGGGCCGGGGGCCGGGCAUGGCGCUGCAGGAGCUGCUGAAGAAGGUGCUGGAGCCCCUGGAAAAGAAGGGGGAGCGGGAGCUGCAGCGGAUGAGCCACAGGCUGCAGGCGUGUCUGCUGAGGGAGGGGGCGAAGCUGAUCGCAGAGGAGCAGCCGCAGGACCUGCACCCCGGAGACCAGGCAGAGGGAUGCGGCAGAGACGCCCCGAAGGGUCGCCGGGCUCCCACGCUGAGCCUCAAAAAGAGGGGCUCCCGGAGAGUCCCUAACCGCAAGGCUGACCGUGCGCUGUGUGGUGUUGUAGCACCCCCAGAACCUGCAGCUGCUGCUGUGCAGAGCGAGACCCUUCCUGCCAGUGCUAGCGCCGGAGCAGCGGAGCCUCCUCCGACGGCGGCUCCGGACUCCACGCAGUUGGAAGUUCUCUCUCCGGACAAAGCCGAGGGGCGCACAGUGGUCCAGCGGAGCCCGGAGGUGUCAGAAAUUUUCCAGUCUCAGCCGCUGGUGGAGGGCAGCCAUGCGGCCUUGAGUUGCUUCAUUGCGGGGUAUUUCCCCCCCGAGCUCACCGUCACCUGGCUCAGGAGGGAGCGAGGAGAGAGAGUGGCUCAGCCUAUCGAAGACUCCAUGGAUUACGCCAUCGUCCCCAAGGAGACCUGUGCCCGGGAUGGGGAGACCUACCAGCAGAGGGUGACGCUGUUCUUCAGCCCCUCGGUGCAGAGAGACCAAGGGGUGGAGUUCCUGUGCCGGGUGGGUCAUGUGGCCCUGCAGACCCCCAUCGAGAGGAGCACUGGGACGCUGGAGGUCAAAGGUGCAGCUACCCCUGACUCCAAGGAAGUUACCCCCGAAUCACAGGAAGUUGCCUCCGCCACCGAGGAAAUUACAUCCAUUUCCAAAGCAGUUCCAGAAGUUACGGCUGUUUCCAGAGACAUUGCCCCCGACGCCAGGGACGCUUCUCCUGUUUCCAGAGAUCUUGCCCCCGACACCAGCGAGGUUACAUCUGUUUCCAUAGAAGUGACCCCUGACUCCGGGGAUGUUACAGCUGUUGCCGGAGACAUUACCCCCGACACCAGGGACAUUACCCCCGACACCAGGGAAAUGAAGCCCAUUUCCGGGGAAGGCAGAGGACACGAGGCUGGUAGAAAUGAGAUACACUUUGUUGACCGGCACCGAGAACAGCUCAUCCAGCGAGUAACUUUGGUUGAGGGCAUCCUGGACAAGCUGCUGGGCAGCGUGCUGGACCACGAGCAGUACCAGACCAUUCUCGCCGAGAGAACCAACCCCAUGAGAAUGCGGAAGCUCUACGAGUUCAUGCUGAGCUGGAACAGGUACUGCAAAGACCAGCUCUACAAGGCACUGGCGGACAAAUGCAAGUUCCUCGUCGCAGACCUGGAAGGGAAAUGAAGGCAACGAACCACCUACCUCUAUCCGCACCCUCACACACGGCUUCCCCUUUACAUCCAGGGUCUGUUCCAGGGAGGGAAACUCAUUUUUGGCUCUUCCCCAUGUUUCCAAAGAUGUCCCAACUGGUUAAGACGAGGGCUGCGUGAAAACUUUCUCUCAAAAUGAUUUUUCAAUGGAAAAUCAGGUUCUCCACAAGAUAAAAAUAUCUGCUUACUGUGGAAAAAAAUUGUUGGAAGAAACUAAGAUAUCUCAGCCAAAAUGUGAAAUAUUUCAAUUUGGGUAUAAUUUAUACAAGUUAUAGUUCACAUGCCUCAUCCUCAUUCUCAUCUCUGGAUCAGGGACCUCAGCUGGACUACAUUUCCCAUGAUGCACCAUGGCCACGACUUCCCAUGAUACAACUGCCACUCACCAAAAGGAGGGACCAUGGUGCAUGUUGGAGCUCAAACUACAGUGGAGAAUGUGGGCAUCAUAGGGCACCCAAAUUUCAACUGUUUGGAACUGUGGCAACAUUUCCAAUCCCAAAUAUUUUGGUUUUAUGUGUUUGGGUUGGUUUGUUUGUUUGUUUGGCUGAAAAGUUGAUUUUGUUUUUUAAAAAAACAUCCCUGGAAAAAUUCUUCAUUUCCCAACAGCAAAGGCACAAACCAAACUGCAGCUUCCUCUCCUGGCCUGGCUUUGCCAGCCACCCGAGCACCAAGCAGGUGCUUUCCACUGAGCAGGAAGGGCUGGAGUGUUCAGCUUCUGGACUGCGCCGAUGAGAGCUGCAAAUUUGGGAGGGGUCUCCAUCUUACUCCAGGCUCUGGGAAGAUAAAGGGCAUCAGCACUGUUCCCUGUAAGCUGAGCGCUUGGGCGGCCAUCCAGGAGAGACUUAAAUGCCACUCAGAUGAUGGGCAGAGCUGGAAGCUACAUGCUAUGUGGAAGCAUGUUUCUACUGGUGAUACACAUGCUGCACAUACCUCGGUGCACAGAACAUUUAUUCUGCACACGGAUGGAAAAUGUUAGAGGGAACCCUGGACAUCAGCCCUGAAUCCCCACAGCUCCUCAUAGAGUUUAAAGCCAGAGUGGACUGGUCUGACAUCCUGUGUAGCCCACACCCUUACGUUUUACCCAGUAGGAUUGCCAGGUGUCCGGAAUUGGCCCGGACAGUCUGAUAUUUGCGGCCUCUGUCCAGUAAAAAAACCAAAAUACCAGACAUGUAAAAUGUCCGGUAUUUUAUGUUUUUCUCAGACGGAAGGCCACUUGGGACAUUCCUCCCCUGCCGCAUCUGGCAGGUGUGUGGGGAGUGGCGAGCGAGGGGAUUUAAAGGCACAGGGCCCUUUUUUGUGUGUGGUUUUUUUUUUGCUCAACAACUUUGAUCCCCUUUGUUUGUUUGUUUUGCUCAACCAAUUUUUUUUUCCUGCCAUGUUUGGUAUUUUUUCUGAAAGUAUCUGGCAACCCUAUCACCCAGGUAUCCCUCUACUGAACCUAAUAGCCUGCAAUUGGCUAACACCUCUUCCAUAAUGGGCAUCCGGUUGGGAUUGGAAGACACCAAGAAAUGGAGGAGCCACCACUUCCCCUAAGCGUGCGUUCUGGAGGCUAAUCAUCUCCCCGAGCGAGAAAAAGUGGUGCCUGCUUUCUAAUGUGAACUUGUCUCAGUUCAGCUCCGCAGCCACCGGUUCUUGUUCUGCUUUUCGCCAGGAGAUAGAGGAGCCACAGCAUGCAGCCUCCCACCCCCACGCUCUCACUUCCAGGACAGAACCCGUUUGUCCUUUGCAUUGGGUUCCAGGCAAGGCAAUUCCACUGCAGCCAGGACAAGGCUGUGCUCCACUUCUCGCCAGACACGCCCACGUCCCCCCACGCUAAACCCCGGCAGCCGCCCAUCUCCAUCUACCUGUGCCAACUCCUUGACACUGUGUCGGGGGAGGGGCCAGCCUCUUCCCCACCCUGCCGAAAGGGGAAAUGGCUGUAAUCCCAGCCGUUAUUAUUUGAAUCAAGAAGCAACUUUUGUACCUUUGUAUUUAUAUUAAAAAAGGCAGAACUGUC